Panonychus citri (citrus red mite) is the source of this 3261-nucleotide messenger RNA. Its product is annotated as guanylate cyclase soluble subunit alpha-1-like. The record is from RefSeq and is a predicted model, not a curated record. The transcript has 7 exons. NCBI's taxonomy places the organism in Eukaryota, Metazoa, Arthropoda, Arachnida, Trombidiformes, Tetranychidae. Gene Ontology annotation, molecular function: guanylate cyclase activity. Gene Ontology annotation, biological process: response to oxygen levels; cGMP biosynthetic process. Gene Ontology annotation, cellular component: guanylate cyclase complex, soluble. The coding region runs from base 721 to 2577 and encodes 618 amino acids.
AAUGUCUCGUAUGUGGAGCCACCGAUGUAACUGAAACUCAUUCCAUAUCAAAUCAAUGAAUGAAUUCAGUGUUAUUCUGACUUCCAAGUGAAUCACAAGAACAACAUGGAUUGGAUUUUAUAUUAACGCUAAUUAUGAUUAUUUCGUUAUAAUUCACGUGGUUAUUUUAAUUAUCCUGUCAAUCGUUCAAUGAAAAACUUAAUCAAUUAAGUUAAAAUUAAAAAACAGUCAAUCAUCAAUUAAAAAUGUUAACGGUGUUAAUUCAUAAGUGUCGUUUACGUCGUGAGUCCAAGACCAAAAGGACUUUUUAAUUGUGACUCGUUUUCUCAAGGAUAAUUAAGGAGACAUCGGAUUCUCUUCAAAGGUAAAUAUUAUCAGAAAAUAGUAUAAAAAUAGUUACAUCAUUGGAGAAAUAUUUUCGUCACCUUCAUCCUUUACAUCAUCUUCAGUAAAUUUUCAUGUAAUUAGGAUGACAAAACGAUAAAAAGACCAAUAAGAAGCCGGUGACCGUAAAACACAGAAGCAUUUCCAAUUCAGAGAAUCAGGGGAAAAAUUCAGUUCAAUAAUUUAUUCCUGAAGUCCUAUUGACUUACCUGGAGAGCUUGUUAUUUAUUGUGUCCAAUUUAGUGAACUAGUGAUUAGUUAAUUGUUCAUGUGUGUGAAUAAUAAUAUUAUUCAUAAAGUGUGACCUUGAAAUUUUCAUGAUUUGAUUCUCAAUGAAUGAUUAACAUGAUUGAUCGUCAAUUGAACAACAUGGAGCUCAAUACUGUAACUAACACAACAACCGCUACUAAAAAAGUUCACAUGAAAACUGAAUCUUCAGGAAAUAUUUCUAUGAAUAAAAAUCCAACCACAACCCAAUCAUCAUGCUCUCUAUCAUCUUCAUCCACCACCACCACCACCACAACAACAACAACAACAACAACACCAACAUUUAAAGUCUCCAAAAGGUCAACCCUUCAUACUCAAAGCUCAUUAACUUCAGAGAUGAUGAAAAGUCUGAGAAAACCUUCACCUUAUGAAGAUUCUGGUUCAGUGAAAAACUUAUCAGCUGAUCCAAAAGAUUUGCUUAUUACCAUGAAAAUAUUUUGCAAAGCGAUUCCAUUUCAUUUUAUCUGUGAUUCUAAUUUAAAUAUUGUACAAUUAGGCGAAGGUCUUCUUCGGAUUUUUGGUGGGGGUAAUCGAGCCUAUGGAACUCAAAUUUCAAGUUACUUUGCAUUCAAAGAUCCACAAGUAGAUAAUGUAAAUUAUCAAUCUCUUGUAACCAUGGCCAAUAUCCCUUUCAUCAUUAAAGUUCUAGACCCGGAACUGGAAACAAAGCCAAAGAAUCUCGAGUUAAAAGGUCAAAUUAUACCUUGUCCAGAGUCGAAAUGCCUUCUCUUCCUGAGUUCCCCUCUGGUCGAUGGUUUAGAUUCACUUACCUCUCGAGGUCUCUACCUAUCUGAUAUUCCGAUUCACGAUGCCACCCGGGACAUUAUCCUAGUCGAGGAACAGUCUCGAGCUCAGGAAAGUUUAAAACGACGAAUGGACAAACUUCGUGAAUCCAUUCAACAAGCAAACGAAGCGGUUGCCAUGGAGAGAAAGAAAAAUGUUGACCUUUUAAAUCUAAUUUUUCCCGCUCAAGUCGCCAAGAAACUCUGGUUAUCUGAACAAGUUGAAGCUCAACAAUAUGAUGAUGUGACAAUGCUUUUCUCGGACAUUGUUGGUUUCACUGCCAUCUGUUCAAAUGCCACACCCAUGAUGGUGAUCAACAUGUUGAACGCCCUGUAUACCCAAUUUGACAGUUUCUGUGGUGAAAUUGAUGUUUACAAGAUUGAAACUAUUGGUGAUGCUUAUUGUGUCGCUGCUGGACUUCAUCGUCCAAGUGAUUUCCAUGCCCACCAAGCUGCAUGGAUGGCGUUGAAAAUGAUCAAUGCAGUUAACACAGUUUUAUCACCCACCGGGUCACCAUUACAGAUGAGGAUUGGACUUCAUACUGGUUCAGUUUUGGCGGGAAUUGUGGGCAUUAAAAUGCCUCGAUAUUGUCUAUUUGGAAAUAAUGUUUCCCUUGCAAACAAAUUCGAGUCUCGAAGUGAACCAAUGAGGAUUAACAUAAGUCCAACAACUUACAAACUUUUGAGUAUCCGUCCUGGUUUCAAGUUUACCGAGCAAUCUCGAGAAUGUCUUCCACCCGGUUUUCCACCGGAAAUUCCUGGUAACGGUUAUUUUGUCGACGAUUAUAAACACACGGGAGUUGACCUUUCAGCGCCAUUGAGUGAACACAUUUCUCGAGCUUUGAUUGAUAACCAGAUCACAAUUGGAACGAUCCAACAACAAAAUCAAGAUGUAAUCGAUAUUAUCACCGGUGCAGCAACAGCAACAAUUAAAAAUGAAAAGGUAAAACAAUGUGAUGAAGACAAAUCCACCAUCAACACCAUCACUUCAACACCAACACCAACAUCAACAUCAACACCAACACCGAAACCAACAACAACACCAAUCACAAUAUCAACACCAACCGGUUGUCCAAUGUUUUCAAGUUCAUUUAAACCAAUGAACAUUAAUUUAAUCAACAAGCCCAAUGAGAGUAAAAAAUAAACUCAUUCAACAUCUAAUCAGUGACAAUUAACUUGAAAAGACAUUGUUAAACUACAGAAAUCAAGUGAAAACAGUUAAAUCAACUAAAUUAUCAACUAAUUAAACACUUUCAUUAACAAUCUUCAACUUAUAACUUGUUAUUAAACCAAUGAUAAAAAUGGAAACAUAAAAAAUGCAUUAGCAUUAUAUUAUCAAUUACAGUUACCUGAUUAUAUGAUAACGAUAAUAUCACUAUCACUCAUCUUCAUCUUCAUCAUCACCAACACUAUUAUUAUUAUUAUUACAAUAGCUUUUAUUACCAAUUGAUUAGUUUUACUUAACUUAUUAAUCACUAAUCAAUAGCAAUCAUGAUAAUAAAAGACAAAGAAUCAAUAAAAUCAAAGGUUAAUGCACCGUUAAUGGAAACACCUUAGAUAGUAACAAUUAACUGGACACAUGAAUACACACACAAUUUAAUUAAAUGUUUUUAGGGUUAAUUAUCAUUAAUUAUGAUCAACUGAUUUAUCUAAUUGAAUCCCCUUUGUAUCAAUAAAUCCCUUUAAAUGUUAUAACGAAUCCUUUACCCUUAAUUUUAACUGUUACAAUUAACUAACUACUAUUAAUGAUUAAACUUUUAUCCUAAUUCUGUAUCCAUAUAAUAUUUACAAACCAAAUCAAAAAGCUAAUUGUUUUAAUCCCAAUAAU